Molecule: messenger RNA, 1399 nt
Organism: Varanus komodoensis (Komodo dragon)
Lineage: Eukaryota; Metazoa; Chordata; Lepidosauria; Squamata; Varanidae
Gene: RABEPK
Product: Rab9 effector protein with kelch motifs
Exons: 7
Coding region: 233-1378 (381 amino acids)
Molecular function (GO): protein binding
Source: RefSeq, a predicted model, not a curated record
CUCCCCAAUCCCAGGCUGCACCGCGCUCGCAGAGGCGCUCCAGCCCCUUGGAAUCCUGGAACAUGUAGUCAGCCUCUCGUGUACAGUUAACCGCCUUUCCCCAACCUGGUGCCCGCCCCGCAGCUUUGUUGGACUGCAACUCCCAGCCAAGGGGAUGAAGGCCAUUGCAGAAAAUAUUGCCGAUCAACCUUCCCUGAAAACAGAAAGCCAGUAAAGCAGGAAGAAGGCCAGGAUGGCAACUUGCUCCCUGAUGAUUUCCAGCUCUAAUCUUUGUUUACAUGAGAGAAUCUUCAGAUACGGUAUCCCUGAUCUUCCGUUUGAAGUGCUCCUGUGGAAGAGCUGUAGGUACUCCCUUGUCCCGCUUGGGGAGGGUCCCUGUGCCCGAGUGGGCCAGAACACCUUGUAUCUGCCUCCCCAAGAUGCAAGCAGCCAAAAGGGGAACGUUCUCAUUGUGGGGGGAGCAAACCCAAGUGGCAGCUUCUCUGACUCAUAUUUCAUCGAUCUGGACACGCAUGGAUGGACGGCGCCCACCUGGAGCGGCCUCUCGCCACGCUACGAACACGCCACCUUCAUUCCAGAGAGCCAGCCCACAACCCUCUGGGUCUACGGCGGGGCCAGCGAAACAGGCAACAGGAACUGUGUGCAAGUUUUGGACCUCCGGACGGGAACUUGGGAGAGCCCAGAAGUGACUGGCACGCCACCCUCUCCUCGCACAUUUCACACGUCCUCGGCGGCGAUUGGUGACCGAUUGUAUGUGUUUGGGGGAGGCGAGAAAGGGGUGGAUCCGGUCCUGGAUCAGAAACUUCACGUGUUUGACUCCGCUACGCUGUCCUGGUCACAGCCGCAAGUCCGUGGCCGCCCUCCUGCUGCUCGGCACGGCCAUGUCAUGGUGGCGGUCCAGAACCGGCUCUUCCUGCACGGAGGCCUGGCAGGCAGUACGCUUUACGACGAUCUCUUCUCCAUCGACACCACCGACAUGGAAUGGGUGGCGAUGGCGGCCACGGGAUCCGUCCCACAAGGGCGGGCCGCCCACUCGGCAGCUGCUUUCCGGGACCAUCUGUACAUCUUUGGCGGAAUGGACCCGACAGGCGCUCUGGACACAAUGUACAAGUACCACAUAGAAAAAAACCACUGGACACGGGUCGAGUUCAAGUCGCCUUCACCCCCAGGACGGCUGGACCAUUCCAUGUGUGUGAUUCCAUGGAAAGUAUCUGCUGGCAGCGCCACCGCCGGAGGGGCCCAGGGCCAGAAGGAAGCCACAGGCAGCUCCAGCGGAGGCUGCCCAGAGGAAGGCCUGCUGCACCUGUGCUUAAUUUUUGGUGGAAUGAGUAUGAAAGGGGAGAUUUACAGAGAUGUUGCUGUGAGCCUUCUUGUGUAAUAAAGAAUUCAUUUAAGCGUU